AUGGUGAUGCCACGGAUCCUUCCUGUCGUCCUCGGCUCGACAGCCAUCGUCUGUACAGCAGCGAUCCUGUCGAUACACAUCAUCCUAACGGGCCACAUACACAACUUGGCGUCGGUACGGACAAGUGCAGUGAUAUCUGCCUCGCUGGAAGGCCUCGUUGUCGUCGUGUUGGCCUUUGUGUUUGUCACAUACUUUGUGCUCAAGGCGCCGCAGCACACCAAACGGUCGCAGAGCAUCUUUUUCGGCUGCAGCGUACUUACCUCGACGCUCGCAACCAUUAGCUCCUGCGUGACCUUGGUCACGCUAGGCAAGGCGUCCAAGUUUGGUACGGACGAGCUCCUUGGUGCUAAUCAGACCAGCUUUCUCAUCGGCGCCUCGGCGGCGUUGGGCACCGCCUUUGCCUCGCAGCUCAUCUUCCUCGUGGUCCACUUUGUCCUUAUCCGGAUACCGCCCAACGGCAUGAUCGAAUCUCUUAGCACGGACGAGGAGGAUCUCCGCCAACACCGCCUCGAGGUCAAGUCGAUUCCCUACAGCAAAACCAGCCCCAAGCGAUCGUUUUCGCUUGACUCUAAUGGCUACCAUGAGCGGCCCAACACAACCGAGGACGGGUUCGAUUCGUGGGAUACCUCGGCGGUGGAUCCUCAAAACAGGCAGACGGUGCUGCAGUCUUCGUCACCCACGCCUGGAUUCCUCGCUCUCCGUACUCGCAACCGGCUGCGGCGACCAGCGAGGCCCACAUUCACCCCUCUUCCGAUCCGACUCUCCCACGCCUCCCCUCUUGCCACGCCCGGUACCAUUGUCAUGGCUGCGCCCAACGCUGGCCAGAUCAUCUCGGACAGGCAAAGCAUCCGCUCGCUAUCGAGAAUGAGGAGCGGUAGCCUUCCCACGGCGCCAAGCCCCUGA
Molecule: messenger RNA, 903 nt
Organism: Parascedosporium putredinis
Lineage: Eukaryota; Fungi; Ascomycota; Sordariomycetes; Microascales; Microascaceae
Source: the annotation of a GenBank genome assembly